AUGUCAAGCAGCAGCUACGAGCCCCAGGAUGAUACACCUGAUUUUCCUAGCGAGACAGAUGAACCAAGGAAGGUAAUCUACGAUUCUUCAGAUGCCCAACCCUCUUCACACCAGCUGCAGCGUCUUACACUUGCAUCAUCCCCUCCUGUCUUGCCGCGAAAACGGAAACGGGUUGAGAAAUGGGCGUGGAACAAGAGAGAAAACCAUUUGCGGCGGGCAAAUGCCUUGCCCAUAACAUCCUACAGGGAUCUUCUUAUUCAAGCUACCGAUGAAAUUGCUCAGGAGCCCAAUCAUGGAGCACCCAUCCAUAGCUCACAGUUUGGCAUAGUUAGGUGGAGCACAGAGGAGAAACUGGCGCUCUUUUCAGCGCUUGCAAGGAAGGGUAAAGGCGCUAUCUCGGAAAUAGCCUCUUCUAUAGGCUCCAAAAGCCGAAUAGAAGUCCAGCAGUAUAUCAUGGGGCUUGAGCAGGCGCUACGAGAGCACCAUUUAACGGAAAAGAAAUUUCGGUGCAUAACCUUUUCAGAUAUACAUGCGGCAGCCGAAAUCAGUGAUGAGUGCUGUCUCGCGCUGGAAAAAGCAGCCAACGCACUCUCUGUGCAGGAAGAACAAGCGCAUAACGUUUCAGGGAAGCGAAAAUAUAAAGACAUGUGGCUAGUAGACAGUAACGCUGCUUCAUUCUUGGAAGAGAAGAUUCAAACCAAAGAUAUCAGCGAUGUCGACCCAAGUGCACACCAUAUGUUAGCUACAGCUCAACUGUUCCACAUACCGAAUUGGAUCAAUCUUUCAAGAAACGUCUUUAUGAACUUCGGAGGUCAUCGUAUAGAAGAUAAUUGGACCAGGGUAUGUUUUCAUGAAGAGACUCCUGCCGUGACGUGUGAUAGCUUUACCGACUUUUAUACGAUCGCUGUCAGUUUGACACGAAGAUUGGUGCAAUCUUCUAUAUUCUUCGCGCUCAUGAGGAUUCGUGCCAUGGAUGAACGAGGCCGAGACCGAGACAGAGUUAUCCGGAAAGAUGAUGUCAUUAAUGCAUUAGAUACACUAAAAGUACAGCACAAUACCCGUGAAUUCUGGAUAUACGCAGCAAGGCGGUGCUCAUUAGACGUCCGCGAGUAUGUUAGCAAAAACAGCUUCAAGACCACGUUACUCUCCUAUGACGAGGUUGAAAAGCGGCUAUCUUCUUCCAGUCUGGAGCUAGCUGAGCCACGGCACAAAGAACCUGAAGAUCAAGAAGAGGCCCAGGAGGAGGAUGAUGAAGAGGAACCCCAGCAUGAGGAGGAGGAGGAGGAGGAGGAGGGCAGCGACGUACUACUGAUGAACAAUCCAGAAAGAUACACAGUGGAAGAUUCCUCUUCUUCGUUUGAGGGCUCGGAGACCGACGUGUCGAUGGGAGAUGUCUCAUCUUCAGGGACAGAUGAGGAGUUGUUAUCAGAUGAGGAAGAGAUAUAUGCUAUGGCUAUUGAUAAAGAAACCAGCCGUGGGGAAGAAAAGCGGCUAUGGCAGAUAUUGAACCCGACUCCCAAAUCCGAGUCCGAUAUCAAAGCAGAGAUGGAAAGCGACGAUGAAGGGCUAUUCUCAAGCUCUAGACGAAGAACAAAACCACUGACAAGAAGAAAGACGAUCCAAGAUCUUCAAGAUUGGAGGAAUGCGGUAUUGCCUAUGGCUGACUGGGAGCUAUUUGGGCCGGAAACGUUGUCAGUCAACGAGGAAAUCCGUGAAAACCACCGUAUAAAACGGCAGAAAAUAAGCAAUGAGGAACAAACCGGAUAG
This is a messenger RNA of Trichophyton rubrum CBS 118892, 1767 nucleotides long. RefSeq lists its product as uncharacterized. Lineage: Eukaryota; Fungi; Ascomycota; Eurotiomycetes; Onygenales; Arthrodermataceae. The record is from RefSeq and is a predicted model, not a curated record. Gene Ontology annotation, cellular component: RNA polymerase I upstream activating factor complex. The coding region runs from base 1 to 1767 and encodes 588 amino acids. Gene Ontology annotation, biological process: nucleolar large rRNA transcription by RNA polymerase I; transcription initiation at RNA polymerase I promoter. Gene Ontology annotation, molecular function: rDNA binding; RNA polymerase I general transcription initiation factor activity. The transcript has a single exon.